Molecule: messenger RNA, 4992 nt
Organism: Erpetoichthys calabaricus (reedfish)
Lineage: Eukaryota; Metazoa; Chordata; Cladistia; Polypteriformes; Polypteridae
Product: leucine-rich repeat-containing protein 75B-like
Exons: 5
Coding region: 232-1332 (366 amino acids)
Source: RefSeq, a predicted model, not a curated record
GAGCGCAGUGGCGACAGGGCGUGGUCAAUUACUAACUCCUCCCAUACUCUUACGCUGUGCACGCGCACCCAGGAGGAGCGAGCGGUUGAGAAGUCUUCCGCAAACUCGUAUGCAGCGCGUGACCGUCGGACUGAUUGGUCCACGGCUUGGCGUGCGGAGUAUAUCUGACACUCAGCUGGAGGAAAGGGGAGGACCUGUCCAGUGUCAGCGGUUUCUGUGUUGUCAAACAGGAUGGGCGCUAGGCUGAGCAGACGAAGUAGCUUGGAAGACGAGACAGAAUUUUCCAGGCGGAGGCGGCGGCGACAACAGAGCCCCCGGGGUGCGAGUAUGAGAGGCGGUGGUGAUUUCUUUUUCACGUCGCUGAUCCUGCGUUCCGAAAAGCUUCCGGGAAUCCUAAAGAAAAGCAGCCCAGCACCCUAUAUGAGGCGAGUGUCAUGGAUCCGGGAGAUCCAGGGGCUUUUAAGAGAGAGCAAGGCAGAGGAGGCGCUCGGCGUCCUCAGAUUACUACGAAAGGAUUUGGGUCUAGAAGGCAGUUCUCUAAGUGAUGUUCUCUAUAAGAACACUGCAUUCCUAAACCUGGUGGAUCCCAUCUCUCAUGAGCUCCUGCUCGGUCUGGCACGGGACAUUCAGUGCCCAAAAAAGGAGAUUGACCCACUGCGGUCCUCUGAUAAGAUAUGCAGACAGCUGAUUUACCACCUAAGCCCACAUUCCAAAUGGCUGCGACAGAGCAUGCCACGAAGGAAAUCGCAGGCGUGCCUGAAAACAACUUUGCAAAAGAAAAUGGCCAGUGAUGCAAUAGAUUUGUCUGGGAUCCCCUUGUCCAUCAGGGAUGUUCACCGUAUAGGCUAUUAUGUGCAGAACAAUCGGGAUGGAAUUACUGUGGUUGACUUGAGCUUCACCGAGCUGCAUGAUGACCACCUGCGUUUGCUCCUGCCUUUCCUUAGUUCCUUACCUAAACUGACUAACCUAGCUUUAAAUGGAAACAGGUUGACCUUGGCCAUUGUCAAAGAAUUGACCGAAGCCCUUAAAGAUGCAGGCAAGUUCCCUUGUUUGUCGUGGAUUGACCUGGGAAAUAAUGUGGACAUCUUCACAAUGCCUCAACCCCUCCUGGUCGCAUUACGCAAGCGAUGCAGCUUGAAGAGCAGCCUACCCACCAUUUAUGAGUAUACAGAGGGACAGCCGUACGAUUACAAUCUGGAGACAUCUCUGGAAGAAUCCAGCCAGUUCGAGGAUGAUGACGUCUUCAACAAUGAUGAAGAGGUUUCACACAUCUGGGUGACAUCUGAGAGAUGCAUGUCUCCUAGCCUUACGCUUCAGUGCUGUGAGAGGUGAUAGCUCUGCCAAGCCCAUGGUUUUGAACACUUGAAAAGUGUUCUCUUCACUUUUUUUGACACAUGUAUCGGCACCUCUGAGUUAAGGCCAUACAUUUGAAAGCUUGUCCCAACACAGCACCCAUAAUUCAUGUCCUGAUUUAAUCCAGAGUAGCCAGUUAUUUAACGUGCACCUGGAAACGAGACGACAUUUUACUGGCAGCCGAGAGGUUUUUCAGAAUGGUCUUUCUUGCAUGGCAGCUGAAGAAUUCUAGUUAAGUAAUGAGGACAGUUGGUUUGCUGUUAUUUAUUUUUCUUGUUUUAAAGGGCUUAUUCACAGACCAUUUUGCGGAGAAGAAUAAAGUGUGCAAAUUUUGCUGUUAUGCCAAACUGACUGAACCACAUUUUUGCCCAGAAGCCUGUCAUAUGGGCCAUCCGCUCUGACUUUGUGUGUGUGUUUGUGCUAAACCUGCCAGCAAAAGCAGCAUCAGCAACAGAGUUGGCUCCUCUUCAUUGCAGUCAGUAACAUCGCUCGCACUUUGUAACCCUUGACCUGUCAUUACUAGUGUUCACUAGUACACACUGUGUUUGAAUACAUCUGUGAUGUUGUUUAUUGUAUGGAACACUGUGCAAAAAAUAUCUCAAGUCUUUCCUGCAAUUUAGAAUCUGACGUCUUGGAGGCUGGAGGAAACCGGAUGGGGGUUUGGGGGGUCUUUUUUUUUUUUUUUUUAAUCCAAUAAUUCUGUGCCAUUUGCACAUGAAACUGUGAAAAGCUCCUGAACCAGGUGAUAAAGUGAUAAAAAGCCUCCUUACUGCCAUGCAUUGCAUUUGAUACUCUGUUUUCAAGGAAAUUGUUGAUAAUGCCAAAGGUGACUAAGAUGUUCCCAAAAAAUUGCAUCAACAAGCUGUUACAAUCCCAAAGGAUUUUUUAAGACUGAGUUGUUUUCUUUUGGUACUCUCGUUUGUGUUUCUUGCGUUUGUUUAAUGGAGGAUCCUUGCUUCCUGAUGAAACUUAUCUUUAGAGCUUUUCCUCAGAAUGGAGGUGAUUUUUAAGUUGUUGGUGCCACACUGAGGGCAGCGUGCAGUUGCUUGAGUCUGAAGGUUUCUGGAGUAGUUAUCACUACUUUGGAGCAAAUUUGAUUUUAGGAUUGUGAUGAGAGUUGACCUUUUGAGAUGAUGUCACUAUCUGCGUGAGACCACCCUUCAGUUUGUUGUUUAAGGUAUGGUGAAGGUGACUUUCCUGAAAGCUCAGCAAGUUGCCAAUGGUCUGUCAGGCACUUACUGAAAAGGGGUCCCCGUGGCCUGCCUGUUAAGAUGCUGCAUUAUGCAUACCAUGGAUUUAUGGGGAAAAGGCCAGACUGUAUUCAUAACAGCAACAGAAAUGAAAGCAAAGAUGAGCCCGGGAUGCCACGUCCGAUAUACAUGUAUGUUAGCCUGGCCUCCAUCUAGUAAAAAGCAAAGCCUUUUGUGGUAACACAUGGAAGUUUAAUCUAUGCAAAAGAACUGACACGGUACUGGUAACUUGAUGCAUAGAAUAUCUGAGGUGCGCCAUGGCAGUGUGCUGUUGAUUGGCAGGGCUUCUGAUAGUUGGUAUUUGAUGUAUUUGUAAGAUGUGCAAGUGGUUUUGCUGGUGUGCCUGAAGUGCCACCAGAUGACCGAGCGAUUAAAAGAGAAGACAAAAAGUUCAUCUCUAAUAUUGAAUGUAUUUUUGAUUAGGACAUGACCUCUCUCUUUUUUUUUUUUUUUUUUUUUUUUUUCUGCCUACAAUAACUCUUCUUAAGCUGUGUUUUUGGUGGGCACCUGUUGUUGUACCCACUUUAAGUGACUUUAUGUAGAUUGCCUGUCUAGCAGGGGCUUGGCCACUUGUUUGGUUUAAUCUACAUUGUGAUUUGCACUGAGAGGAGUGAUGGCACUCCCUGGGAAUGUGCACCAAACUCGCUGAAGGGAAUUGUGUGGAUGUUUUGUGAAAUUGGAUGAUGAAUGUGGGGCGGCGGGGUGGUGGUUAUAAAGAACUGACACUUGCAGUGCUUUGACUGUUAUAAGUACUAUCUGUCCAAGCAGAUAAGUAAACACUAGGCUUCCUGAUUGAAUCUGUGUCUGAGUGUUAAUGGCUACUUGGUUGUGUUUUGUUGUGCAGUGUGAGAAGUGGAUAAUGGCGAUUUGAAAUGAAGACUUCUGUACUGCUGGCUUUGCUGUAUAAACACAGGGAAGCACAGCACAAGUGAAUAGCUGCGUGACCUGAUGGUAACUGUCCUGAGACCACAUGGAGCUGUGGAUGUGCACUUAGCUUUCCCUGCACGCUGUUAGUGUUCAUUUUGACGCUGUCUGCUAGUGUUAUUUGAGGACACAGUUGGUAUAAUCCAUCUGGGUUGUGCUGAUAUUUAUCUCCCUGUCUUUUUAUUCACAUUUUGGUGCCUGCCCAGGUUGGGUUUUCUGUUUUAGUGUUCUCCCACACACCUUCGUAAAUGUAUAAAUGUUCUUUUUCGUUUUGAUCACUGGCGUACUGGAAACUUGACUCUGAUUUAGAAAUGGUGUCAUUCACCCCGUUAACAACUGGAUGUCUCUUCUGUUACCCAUUCAUUGGUGUUGGCUCAUUUUUUGCUUGAUGCAAAAAGUUAAAACCAAUCAGAGGAAACUGUCCAAACUUUGUUUCCCUUUUCUGUUCCACAGCAGGUAUCAUCCUGCCUGAAGGUAUAUGUCAACUUCUCUCACAUUUGGACAUGGACAUAACCACUCCGUAAAAUCUGUGCCUACUAGAGCCUGUUCAGAACAUCUUGUAAUUUUUACUGGAGAGUUGACGUUUUUUCUUUUUCUGGUAGACAGUUUUUUUUUUUUUUUUCCAGAUUUCUACUGAUUAAAACUCCACGAAUCCUUAAUAUUGGUGUACAGCAAUUUUUUUGUGUCUGUGCUUCACUGCCAUGUUUUACAACUGUUAGACACUGCUGUGCAUCAAGAAAUGAUACACCACUGCCAAUAACCCUCGACUCCUGGUGACCUCUUUAGUCAAAGAAAACCACAGUCCAGUCCAAAAACAAGCAGGCACCUUAGUGGCCUUGAGUGACAAACUAGAGUAACCAAUCAUCUGAAAAACGAUCAUUUUGUGACCCCUUUGUCCUGAGCAGGUUACAAACAGAUUAUUUCUUAGCAGAUUGACACUAAGCUCUUCUAUUUUUCCCAGCUACCAAUGUCAUUCAGGAUGAGAUUAAAGUGAUCUGACCUGGCAGUACACUUGUGUUCAUCUCCCAGUUGACCUCCUAAGCAAUGUGAUUUGGUUUAUGUACAGACCACUUGUUCACUAUGCAGCUCAACUGUACUUAGUGAAUUUGCAGCAUAGCAGCACACUAUGACUACGAUGUACUGUGUUUCUCCUCCUGUUGUCUUUGUGUCACACCAUUGCGCCUCCCCCAAAAACUGGAUCACCGUAAAGAUGUUUGUACAUUUAUAUGCUGUACAUUUAAAUCAUCCCAGUAGCGGGAAAGUGAUAGCCUACUUCUAGGACUAGAUAGUCGCCAUGUCUAAAAGGGUGAAUGUGACUGGGGGUAUUUUAUUCUGAGACUUUUGUAUGUAUAUUUGAAGCUUUUCCCUCUUUUUUGUGUCUGCUGAAACUGUACAUUCUUUUAUGUAAAUACACUUAUUAAUGAAUACUGUGUUUCUACCGUGUUCAAUAAACCGAUCAAACCUC